CACUCUCCUCCUUCACCCACAAAGGGUUUUUUUUUUGGGUGGCACCCUAAGUUUCAACCUUUGAUCAGUACUAAAACAUAUACAAAACCCUAAGUUUCAACCAAAUGGCAGGAUUAAAGAGAAAGUUCAACAAAGGUCACGCCUUUACAAGCAAAUGUGUUUCUUUAGUGAAGGAACAACGAGCUCGUCUCUACAUUCUCCGUCGUUGCGCCACCAUGCUUUGCUGCUGGUACAUCCAUGGGGAUGAGUAAAAAGAAGCCUUUGAAACUCUCACUUCAGAUUAACCACUACAUGUAUAUAUAUCCCUCUCCUCUAGGACCGCUCUAUAUGUCCCUUCUUCUUGAAGCUCCAUUGAUGUUGAAGCUCUCCGUUGGUGUUGGUGGCUGUUUGGUUGCAUGGCUUUGAACCCUCUCCAAGAACUUUUGAUUCUCUCUCUUCAAUUGGUGCAAUAACCCUGCAAAACCCUUGUUACUUUUUUUAACCUAAAGAUGUCAAUCUUUUGGUUUUUUUNUUUUUUUUUUUUUUUUUUUUGGUUUGUUUUCAUGGGUUAUUUUGCAUCAAGUGAAAGGAGAGAUUUUAUCCGCCGAUUGAACUGGCGGAGUUUGGAUGAAGUUAUGUAAGAAGACAAGUUUCCUACUUUGAAAUCUUUGGGAAGUUUUGGAUUUGGUUUCAUUUUGACCCAAAGAAGUCUCUUUUGGUUAUAUGUAAGAUCUUGUUUGAUUGUUGCCUCUGAUUGUAUUAUCAAUGCGACGACAAACUAAUAAAAAGGAAUAAAACGUUUAGUUUUG
Camelina sativa (false flax) is the source of this 788-nucleotide messenger RNA. Its product is annotated as small polypeptide DEVIL 19. NCBI's taxonomy places the organism in Eukaryota, Viridiplantae, Streptophyta, Magnoliopsida, Brassicales, Brassicaceae. Gene Ontology annotation, biological process: negative regulation of cell population proliferation. The record is from RefSeq and is a predicted model, not a curated record.